AUGCGACGGGCGAGCUGGAUGUCCUUGGGCAUGAUCGUGACCCGCUUGGCGUGAAUAGCGCAGAGAUUGGUGUCUUCGAAGAGCCCUACGAGGUAGGCUUCGGCCGCCUCCUGGAGCGCAAGAACGGCGUGGCUCUGGAACCUCAGAUCGGUCUUGAAGUCCUGCGCGAUUUCCCUCACAAGCCUCUGGAACGGCAGCUUCCUAAUCAGGAGUUCUGUGCUCUUCUGGUACUUGCGAAUUUCCCUGCCACAAUCAGAGAACAAAUGGCAUCAGCAUUUACCCUAUAUCCAUUCUGAGUUUCAGGAGCGCACGAUGAAGAUGCUACCGGAGGGCGACGGUCCCAGGACGGUAGCGGUGAGGCUUCUUCACUCCGCCGGUUGUCGGGGCAGACUUCCUCGCAGCCUGCAACCAUUCAGGCGAAGAGAUCAUGACGAGGAAACGCAGGGGAAAUAAAUCCAGAUCCUAACCCUAGAACCCCAACAAACUGUAGGGGAUUAAAGCGGUACUGCGGGUAGCGAAGCUUACCUUCGUGGCGAGCUGCUUCCUGGGGGCCUUGCCGCCCGUGGACUUGCGAGCGGUCUGCUUCGUACGAGCCAUGCCGAGAAGGUUGCAGGAGGAGGUAGGAGAGGUAUCAGAUCUCGGCGAUGAAGACGAAGGAAUGAAAAAAGUAAACGGCUACAGCAGGGCGACGGGUGGAGGUCGCAGAAAGAGAUGCCAAGGGGCAUUUACUUUGAAUUAG
Spirodela intermedia is the source of this 739-nucleotide messenger RNA. The record is from the annotation of a GenBank genome assembly. NCBI's taxonomy places the organism in Eukaryota, Viridiplantae, Streptophyta, Magnoliopsida, Alismatales, Araceae.